Molecule: messenger RNA, 496 nt
Organism: Teleopsis dalmanni
Lineage: Eukaryota; Metazoa; Arthropoda; Insecta; Diptera; Diopsidae
Product: probable cytochrome P450 49a1
Exons: 5
Coding region: 38-496 (152 amino acids)
Molecular function (GO): monooxygenase activity; heme binding; iron ion binding
Source: RefSeq, a predicted model, not a curated record
AAAAAAUUCCAUUUUUGUACAGUAAAUAUCAUUUAAAAUGUCAAACGUAUCUAAAACCACAGCGCUUGUAAGGCGAACUACAUUUUCUGCAGCUGCUACUACGGCUUUCCCUACGAACGCCCCACCAGCAAUUUCAUUGAAUUUAGAAAAAAUCUCAGAUUCAACGAGGGAAACCAAACAAAACUCUACCGGUGCAGGGAAGCCUUAUUCUGAAGUACCCGGUCCAUGGGGCAUGCCAGUAAUAGGAAAUUCAUGGCGGUUUGCACCACUAAUUGGUCCAUACAAAAUUAGUGAUCUUGACAAAGUUAUGAAAGAAUUACAUAUAAACUAUGGAAAAAUAGCAAAAGUUGGUGGAUUGAUUGGACAUCCUGAUUUACUUUUUGUGUUUGAUGGAGAUGAGAUACGUAACAUUUUUAAAAAAGAAGAAGCAAUGCCUCACAGACUCAUGCUCACAGUGUAUGGCCUAAUGACAAUACCCGAUCACGAUGAAGGCUAG